AUGUCUACCGCAAUCUUAGAGGAGGAGACCAUGGGGACUGACUUGCCAACCGUCAGCGUCGAUCUGGAGCAUUGUACUUCCCAUGACUUGUCCAUCGACUUCGAGACCUUCUUUGGCGUCGAACCUCGUCAUGUCUCCCCUUCGUUCAGGAUCUGUCUUUCGGAUCUUAGUUAUCAACCCAAGAUCGACCGUCCCAUAGCCGCCUGGGCUCCGACAACAGCCCCGUUCAUCGCCACGAUCGGUACCGGGUCAGGAACCGAGGCAGUCGCUGCCCUCGAGGUCUUCUUCCCUGCAUUGAGCAGUAUCACGAUGACGGACUUGUCCCCCAAGGUCGUGUCCUCGGCCAAAUCGAACCUGAUCCCUGCGGUUCAUGAUGCCGGAAAGGUCGUCCAGGCUGUGGCGAUGGAGGCCACGGCCCUGACUGGAGAUUGCUUGGAACCAUUGCAGGGCCAGCAACCCUGGGAUCUGAUCUACGUAAACCUGCCCAAUAUUCCGUUACCAGAGGGUGCGAUCCUCCUCGAGGAACAAAUGUCUUCCACAUACUUCUCCAGCGCCCAACUUCCUUACAGAGUCCCGCCGCUCGUCUCCUCCGCACUCCUCGACCUGCACUACACCUGUCUCAUUCAGGCUCGCAUCCUGAGUCUUCACACUCCGGACGGAGUCGUCCUUUCCAGCAUGGGCGGACGCGUUCCGAUCGCCACGAUGCUUGCCCUGGCCGACACAGCAGGCUAUUCGGGGCGGAUUCUCUCGAUGGCCUGGAAGGUUCAAAGUGAACCCAACUCGGUGAUUGAGGGCUACGCCACGCAGCAGCGAAGGGGAUUGGGCCCAUUCUACUUCUAUCGCACGACAGCUCUUCAACGCAUUUUUCACGGUCGGACUCCAGCCGGUGCUGCUCCGCGUGCUCUGCAGAUUGAGCAAGAGCUUUUGUCAGAGCGGAUUGAUGCUGAGGAGAUCGGUCAUCCGGCUGUGGUGAUGGCGAGUGUACGGAAGUGA
Messenger RNA from Aspergillus homomorphus CBS 101889, 993 nucleotides. RefSeq lists its product as uncharacterized. The record is from RefSeq and is a predicted model, not a curated record. NCBI's taxonomy places the organism in Eukaryota, Fungi, Ascomycota, Eurotiomycetes, Eurotiales, Aspergillaceae. The transcript is spliced from 6 exons. The coding region runs from base 1 to 993 and encodes 330 amino acids.